GGUGGGCUUCCUCUGUGGUUCUGUACCCUCAUAUUUUAUCCAAUUCUAGAAACCGAGGAAAACUCGCGUCUCGUUGAGGACUGCUAGUUAAACUGAACCCGCUACUCCUAACUAUUUAAACUCACGACUUCACUGCAGAGACUGGAGCAUAAUCUACAGGAGGCAGUUCCACUGCCCGGCGCAUGCCACCAUAAGAGAGAGAGAGAGAGAAGGAAUUGCACAAGUCCGAAAAGCAGCACAAACGGUGUCGUCUUGUCUCUGGAGAAAUGGCAGAGGUGGUUUCGCUCAUGGACAUCGACGACGACAACGACAACGACAACAGCCACUCUCUGAAGCUCAACAGCAAGGGCAAAAAUGUUGUCGUUUCAGCUGCUCCACCGGACUCGAAAGCCACUCCGUGGGUCGAGAAGUACCGCCCUCAUUCUCUAGCCGACGUCGCCGCUCACCGUGAUAUUGUUGAAACCAUUGAUAGAUUGGCAAGUGGGAACAGAUUACCCCAUUUGCUACUGUAUGGACCGCCUGGAACAGGGAAGACAUCCACUGUUUUGGCACUGGCUCGGAAGCUCUAUGGCACCCAGUUGCCAAACAUGGUUCUAGAGCUGAAUGCAUCUGAUGAUCGUGGAAUUGAUGUGGUGAGGCAGCAGAUUCAGGACUUUGCAAGCACUCAGAGCAUCUCCUUUGGAGCAAAGUCGGCUGUGAAAUUGGUUUUAUUGGAUGAGGCAGACGCCAUGACUAAGGAUGCACAAUUUGCUCUUCGCAGAGUGAUUGAAAAAUACACAAAAAGCACUAGGUUUGCUUUGAUUUGCAACAAUGUCAACAAGAUCAUACCAGCAUUACAAUCAAGAUGUACACGGUUCCGCUUUGCUCCUCUGGAUGCUGUCCAUGUGACUGAGAGGCUUAAACAUGUAAUUAAUGCUGAAGAGCUUGAUGUUCCUGAAAAUGGUCUGAAAGCUCUUGUACGGCUGAGUAAUGGUGAUAUGAGAAAAGCCUUGAAUAUUUUACAGUCAACGCAUAUGGCUUCUCAGCAGAUCUCAGAGGAAGCUGUGUACUUGUGCACUGGAAAUCCUCUGCCUAAGGACAUAGAACAGAUUUCCUACUGGCUCCUGAAUGAGCCCUUCACCACUAGCUGCAAAAGAAUAUCUGAAAUCAAGACCAGAAAAGGGUUGGCUCUGGUAGAUAUUGUGAGAGAAGUAACCAUGUUUGUUUUUAAGAUCAAGAUGCCAUCCGAUGUCCGCAUUCAGCUUAUUAAUGAAAUGGCCGAAAUCGAAUACAGGUUGAGUUUAGCAUGCAAUGAUAAGUUGCAGCUUGGAUCACUAGUUGCUGCUUUUACACAAACUAGAGCUUCGCUAGUUGCUGCUGCAAAAUAAUGAAGUUGAAGUGUUCUGACGAAUGUAUUUCAUCUAUCAGUUGCAAAAUCAAUUAUAUGAUGCUUUUUUAUGAUGAUCACAGUCCAGUAGAUGCAAAUGGUUGGGUACUUAUCUUGUGUCUCUCGCACUGUCAGCAGCAAUGUGUGUUCUUUGUCUUAGUUAUCUAUGGUAUAUAGGCUAUUCUUCCUUGCAGCACCAAGAAAACACCAUGAAGUUACCAUGAAAGGUCUGCAAUGGAAUUUUGCAUGAUUUUCUGCUGUUUUCUUUACAAUGGUCCAACUUCUUGACAUUUAUAAUAUCUUGUGUGAAUCAGGA
This is a messenger RNA of Sesamum indicum (sesame), 1682 nucleotides long. Its product is annotated as replication factor C subunit 3. Gene Ontology annotation, biological process: DNA repair; DNA-templated DNA replication. NCBI's taxonomy places the organism in Eukaryota, Viridiplantae, Streptophyta, Magnoliopsida, Lamiales, Pedaliaceae. The record is from RefSeq and is a predicted model, not a curated record. Gene Ontology annotation, molecular function: ATP hydrolysis activity; DNA binding; ATP binding. Gene Ontology annotation, cellular component: DNA replication factor C complex; nucleus.